AUGUUGUUACGUAGAAUGUACUUGACGUACAAUGUUGGACUUACUGCUUUUUUGGUGCUCUUGGAAGGAAUUUCUUUCGGACUUCAAUUAUUCUAUGUGUUUCACUAUGUCGACACAAGACAAGUCUAUUCAUACACUGGAAGAAUUUGUAUUCAAUUUUCAGUUAUCGGAAUGAUUGGGGUUUCUUGUUUUGUUUUUUCUCUCAUCAUUGCUAAAUGUGUUCAACUGGUGAGAAUUAUUUGGUCAAAAGAUCAGUACAUGCACAUUACAACAAAAUUUAGAUCCUUUAUACACUCGUUCCCAUGCUGUCCGUGUGGAGAGGCUCCUCGAUGGAUUGACAUUUCCUUUCAGGCACUAUUAAUUCUAUUUCUUGAAUUAGUGCCUGUUUUAAUUGCAGUUCUUACGCUCUUUGUUACCCCAACGACAGAGUUUUUAUCCAAUUUUUCUGUCGCUUUUCAGAAUUUCAUAACUUCUGGAUUUUUGUUCAGUUUCAUAUUUGUUAUUACUUGGUGGAUUGGAAGCUUGAUUGAGAAUUGGAAAAGAUUAAUCAUGUUUAUUGUUGGAAGAAGAGAUUUCUUCGAAAAAUUGAGAGCCACAGAAUAUGGAAAUACGGAACGAAAAGUUCGAAAAUUAUCAAUAACAAAAGUAGCUGUAAACGCUAGUUAUGGAACGGCACAACUGAAUCUAGAAAAUAUUGAGGCUAGCCAAGAACAAAAUACUAUCACUCGUCCAAGAUCGUCCAGUUCCCUAAGCUCUAAAUCCGAUUUUGAAUAUAUAAGUGACAAGGUUAUGCUCGAUGUGAGUCCAUCAUCUCGUGACAUGAACAUCGCAGUCAACUCGAGUGCAUACAAUAGAAAAUAUCAGGAUGAAGACCAAGAUGAAGACGAAGCGUCUUAUCAAAGCGAAAAACUAUAUGAAAUUGAGAAGGAACGAAACGUGUGGGUAAUUUUGGCUUGGUAUUGUUGUUUGGCAGGAAUCAAGUUUCCUUCCUGUACAGCAAUUUAUUACAAGUUGAAAAAGUGUAUUCGGCUACGCUCAAACGAUGAUGAGGACAGAGACAAGCGAAAAAUGAGCUUGAAAAUGAGCUACUUUUGGGCUUUAUUAACUUUUGUGCUGAUGGUUCUAGUCAUUUGUUUAUUAGGAGUAUUUCACCUCUCUGAAGUAUUUUUAAUUGCAACAGUGGUUCUCGUGUGUCUUGUUGUGAACACCUUCUCUGAGAGAUACUUUUACAUUCCUGUUCACAUGCCUUCAAAAGAUAAGCUCAUCUCAUGCUGGAAGUUCAACGAAAAGAAGGUUCAAAACAAGGAACGUUUCAGAAUUGUUGCCUGGCUGGAUAAGUAUAUCACGUUUGUUGAAGAGGUCUUUUAUCACUCUCCACACGUCAUUUACAAGGCAUCCAAAUUUUUAAUGUUUACAUUCACUGUGGUCAUUGCAUUAUGUAUUACUUUCAAAUUUACUGAAACGUAUUUGACGUUUUUCAUUCCUUGGACCUUCUGUUUACUCGUUUAUAUUUUCCAAGUCUUGCGAUUUAAUUUACACAAAUGGUGGGACAAGAUAUUAACUUGCUUUGGAAGAACCUCUCUAAAAAGCGAGCAUGCCUCAGAGUCUGAAAGCACUGCAUUCAUGAAGGACUUGUAUAAUGAACCUACCGAGGACAUUCCUGCCCUCACUUCAAAAACCACCAAUGCCUCUGAGCCCAUUCACAUUAUUUCUCAAUCACCCAAGAGUAGCCAAGUAGGCAUUGAGGAAAUUCCUAUGGCCACUCCACCCCUUCAGAGAACUUCUGUUUCGAGCUUGACAUUUAAGCAUUUAUCUCAAAAAUCAAGUUACUACCGAAAUGACAUUCCACCUCACUAUCAUUGUGAGCACGAGUCCACCUUUUUCAGAUUUCUUACUGUUUUAUAUUUCCAAGUUUCGAUCAUGAUUUCCUUGAUAUUACUUAUUAUUUUCACCUUCUACUUUAUUGGAUGGAUUUCAGGUGUUUGCCUCAUUGUACUCCUCCUUCUCAUUUCGUUUGUGUUAUUCAUGCGUGUGGACAUUGAUGCAGCUGACAGUUUAUUUGCUUGCUUCAUUGUCUUUUUAUUCAUUUUGGGAGCAGUAUUUGUGUUGGGAGGUUUGAAUGCUUCUGCUGGUAGCGAUGAUUUAUAUUGGAGCCGUGCUGGAUAUCAUCCCAAUGAAACAGUCAAACAAUUUGAUAUUUGUUCAAAUUCAUGGCAUGGCUAUAGCAUUGUCGAUUUUGCGCUGUUGAGUGCCUUAUCAUACGAAAUUGAUCCUUACUUUUCACAUGACUUGCAUACUUGGUUCCCAUCAUGUAAAGGAUGUUAUGUGAGACAUCGAGAGAAUGAAACCAUCAACUUCUUUGACCUCUAUGUACCAUCCAAGAAUUUGUCCAUCAUAUCGGUACGAGGAACCACGAUUCCACGAGAUGUUGUUCAAGAUUUUGAUGUUUGGAAAGAAGCAGGUCUAUUACAGAUCGCUGCAGCUGUGGGUCCAUUCGCCGUAUGGCCACAUUCACUGCUCACAAAUAUUGUGUGGUAUGUCUCUCAAAUGGAAAAAUUGACCAUGGUCCAACAAAAUCCAAAUGCAACCCUGGGAGAAACAAGAUAUUAUUAUCAAAUUUUGGAUGAUUAUGUGGCAAAUGCAAAGAAAGAUAGAAAUAUCAUUUUGUGUGGACAUAGUUUGGGUGGUGGCCUUGCAAAAAUCGUUGGCAGCCGUAAUGCUGUUCAAGCUGUUACUUUCUCAGGACCAGGUGUCAUGCUCUCCCGAAUGAAAUUCGAUAUCACUCAAAACAACAUUGACAGCUAUAGUGUGAGUGUAAAGCCAGCAGUAGACUUGGUGGCACAAAUAGAUAUUGAUGGAGGUUUGGUUCAGCAUAUUGAAUGCCCUUACUCGUUUGUCACUUGCCACAGUAUUGUUCGUACUACAAGGGAGCUGAUUAAGAGUUGUGGUGAUUCUCUCAAUCGAUGGAUCGAAGGACAAGUGAAUGCAACCUUACCAAAUUGA
Naegleria lovaniensis is the source of this 3003-nucleotide messenger RNA. RefSeq lists its product as uncharacterized. NCBI's taxonomy places the organism in Eukaryota, Heterolobosea, Eutetramitea, Acrasida, Naegleriidae. The transcript has 6 exons. The record is from RefSeq and is a predicted model, not a curated record. Bases 1 to 3003 code for a protein of 1000 amino acids.